CAGCCCCUAGCGGACACGGGCCCGUGCGUGCCUCUUCCGUCAUCUGUCUAUCGUUAACAGUGCGAGGCAUUUUUGACGACAUCUGCGCGCCACUGUGCUAGCUAGCCUUCUUGAGUGCAGCAUCGACGCGCACGUUUGUUUUCCUUUCGCGCCGCUGCUCUUCCCCGCUGCUAUAGUUGUGCGAAGAAACUUACGGCUUGUUUCGGCCACUGCGACCGCGACUGUAAGAACCGACGGUGAGAAAGCGCCGCUCCGUCGGCUGAAGUCGCUCGGCGACUUUCGAACUUUGGUGACUGUCGAGUAGUAGAAAGCAGCAAGGCUAGAAGCAGUGGAACUUUUCGACUGCGAGUCGGCCGUCGAUCAAAAUAUUCUUUCUUUCUCGCUGUCAUCGGCUGCUUUUCAUUUUCUUCGGCGACAACUUCGACGCGCGCUGACCGCUGCGAACAUGGGAAAGAGAAACAGCAAACUGAAGGCCGAGCGCCUUUUCAAGCUGGUCAACGAGACAUACUUUUCCGAGAAAGAAGUCAAACAGUGGUACAAGGGAUUUCUUAAGGAUUGUCCAAAUGGCCAACUCACAGAACAGGGUUUUCUGAGGAUAUACAAGCAAUUCUUUCCUCAAGGUGAUCCCUCGAAGUUUGCAUCGCUGGUUUUUCGGGUUUUCGACGAGAACAAGGACGGCUCAAUCGAGUUCGAGGAGUUUAUUCGUGCACUUUCGGUGACUUCACGAGGCAGUCUCGACGAGAAGCUAGUCUGGGCCUUCAAACUUUAUGACGUCGACAACGACGGAUUCAUCACGAGAGACGAGAUGUACAACAUCGUAGACGCCAUCUAUCAGAUGCUGGGAAACCAGACGAAAGAGUCCGAACAAGAGGAAUCCCCCCAGGAAAGAGUUGACAAGAUAUUCGAUCAACUGGACAAAAACCACGACAACCGGCUGACGUUGGAGGAGUUCCGCGAGGGCUCCAAGCAGGAUCCGAAGAUUGUGCAAGCGCUAUCUCUUUACGCUCCUUGACACAACCUCACAGCCAGUCAGUCCAUGCUGGUCCAGCCUCCCACGUUCGAGCUUAACUACUCCCACAUCCCGCCCAUAUACUGAACGCCUUUUUCAUUUCUGGACUCCACGCUCCUAUUUUUUGUUUACUCAUUCUUUAGUAGCUCUUGCCUUUUUCUGCCUUUUCCAGAGUCUCCUUCAUCUUGAUUCUGCACUUGUCCUAUCAAUUUUGCGUCCACGUGUUGAUUCUGUAAAUGAGCAGCGAUACAGCAUGCUGGAAGGACAGAUAAUAUUAGCCAGCUUCGCAGUAGCGCCAAAAUAUUAAACAUUUUCGCGAGUCACCGUGAAGCUUUACUUAACAUUUGCUAAUCUGGACUUUGUCUUUUACAUUUUAACAUUAAAAAAAAAACAUCAAUGUCCCAAUGUGACGAGGACGUGGCUGCCGCGGUGAACAACUUGAAUAAGUGCUUAUUUUACGUUACGACUCAUAUUCAAAGUGUGGCACCGGCUAACAUACGUAAAUCAGCGCAAAAUUAGACCGCGCUGAGCAGCUGGUCGUGUGAUCCUUCUAGCAAGCUGCGUCCUGCCGAUCUCCUGCGCACCCUGUGACGUUCAGCUUUUCUGCCACGUGACACCAUUGAAGCUGCCAUCGAUGGCUUCCACCACCACGUAGGUUACUGUACAAAGAGACAGCCAUUCAAUUCUCGCAUGCCUCGCGAACGAGCGCUCUCAGUCAGGGUAAAAGUAUUACGGAGCCGUUCACUUUGUCAAAGCUCGAAGCUAUUUUUUUAGAAAGCAUCGGCUGCACCUUACAGCGUGCUGGGUUAAGACAGGUGUCCCGCACAUUUUAAGCGAAGAAAACUUUAUUAAGUGAACUUCUAUUUUCGUGGUUAUCGGAGCGUCUUCUUCCUCCCGUUCUAUACAACUCGUGCCAACCAGCUCCGUAGAUGAUAUCGCUAAUCUAUCAUUACCAUGACUGUCUGUAUUACUCAGGAAAUUACACUUGGCACGCGCACAACCAAGGGGCAAAAUUUCCGUUCUUUCCGCACCAAUGUAUUUCUGUCAUGGGCGACGACUCAUUGCGCACUGCCCCGAUUUCAUAUCUGACAAUCAUUUGAAAAAAAAAAAAAAAAGAUACCUCAGGUGCCCUCACAUGGUCCACGUAGCAGCCACCGACGGUAACACUUGUGUGUACUUAGACUAGAGCGAUGACCGAAAUAACCUUUGCAUUUCUUCACAUCGGGCGCUGUUUCAAGGUGAACGAUGAAUGGCACAAAUCGCUGACGUCAUUGGCGUGCGCGCUUGCUCUCCCAGUUCCUAUGAUGAAUCUUCACUGCUUGACCCUUUCAGUAUCACUCGACCGUUAUGUGUUCGUGAUGCUUCUUUCUUUCUUAAUUUUUCCUGCGAUCUUUCACGCUUUCUUUUCUUUGUGCCAUCACCAUCAUCACAUAUUCCGCGUAGCGCGAACGCUUUUUCACGGGGCUAGGACCGGCGUUUUCGACAACAGUGGACCAAUGACAGACAGAACAAAAAAAAAACAUCUGUUAUUUCUGCGCCGCUCGAAGCGGGUAUGUACCCUUAAUGACUGACUGACUGGCUGUUGAAGUGACAGUGUAAAGCUGCUAGCCGGAGAGAUGAUGAUCUAUAAACACUCUUUGACGACCAGACCCAACCGCGCGGUUGGUGCGCGCGCACAAACACACACACGUGCGUUGCGGGCUGGGGAAGCGGCCGUUGCGUAGCCGCAGGCGACGCGUCAAACAACAAAAGCCAAUCAAAUAACCACGGAACCUCUCUACUUCCAUGCUCCCCUCCCUCGUGCUGCACGAGAAAACCCUUUAAUUUAUUUCUUCUUCUCCGCGGAGAGGAGACUCGAGAGAGAGCUGUAAAUAUAUUACAACAUACACGACACACAGCACCACGUAUACUUUCCGCAUUCGCGGUCAAACCAGCUCCCGUUGCCAGAUCGACCUGCACCGAGAGGUUGCCCGUAUUAAUUCAGCCUUCUACUCCGCAAAUACUCAUAACCUACGUUGCGGAGGGGACGGGUUUUUCGCGCGCCUCUGUAUGAUCCGCAGGAUUGCACCCGAAAACGAUAUCUACCUGCCGACUUUGUAUGCCACAUCGUUGCACGGUGUCGUUGUCCUUUCUGUGGGGAGUGGGGCCACGUGGUGGCUACCACUUUCUCGCUGAACUUUUAUCGCUCCCCCCUUUGUCAGCGGGGUGUUUUGUUUGAUGUAGUCGUUGCCAACCUUGUGCGCCGACGCCGUUGGGCACCUUGUGCUUCAAGUGCGAUGGCUUUUUUUUUCUUUUUUUGAAGGUGCAUGCGCACGCUUUUUUUUGACCACCUGUUGUACAGAUGACUCGAUACACCGCCGCCGUUGCGAUCACGCGCGCACUCACUUUUGACCUGUUUAAAACAAAACAAAAGAAAGGUGUUCCCUUCUUCACACUGGAGACCUCCUCUUUAUCACGUCAUUCUUUAUUGCUUUCUUUCUCUGACGUCGGGUGCACAGCCUGAAUACGUUUGUCGAGUGCAAACGGGAAACGAGGGAGGCGCGUUUUUCGAGAACAGUGUAAUUUCCUAGAUGUUCCGUCAUAAUGCUCUUUGGGUGCGAUAGACGGUAAAUUGUUUGUCUGAUUCCAAAUUACGCGUUCCAACCAUAGCUGUACAUUGUGCUCUCUGCUUGAAAACUGUAUGGUACUGGAAUUCGGCCUGCGAGGCGUACUUGUUUGGUACCAUGUUGGAGAUGGCACGCGAUACCGUCCUUGUAAGAGAGUCGAAUGCUGUGCUAGUUGGUAUUUUGACGCUAUAUUUGUCGUAAAGAGCGCAACGGAACGGGACAACAGAAAGAAAACUUGCGCCUGUGUUCGUCUUCCUUUCUGUUCCCCCGUUCCCUUGCGCUAUUUACCACCAAUCCAAUGCCCAGAUACCAUCCUGGCAUGUAGGGAGGAAACAGAAGAGAGGAACGGCAGGAAGGUUAACCAGUUUCGAAAAACCGGUAAAAAUUACUACUGUACGCUGGGGAGAGGGUGUAAAUAAAGGGAGAGCGCAGAUACACAAUCCCACAAGUACACGAGACAACAGACGUGUGGUUGAUAUCGCCGAUACAGUCACUCACAUGGCCGCGAUUCGAAGCGGGUAAAGCGUCUGCUCCAGUGGAACGUUGAUUUGAAAACAAAGUGUACCUUAUAAGAUUCGAACCACGCGACUGACUGAAAGUGUAUCGUAUUAUUUUUCGGCUCCAACACUUCUUGUACACCACAUUUAGCACUUGCGCGUGGCCAGUUACAUUAUUGCUACAACUCGUCGGGGCUACACGCACGAUUUUAUAGGCAGGAAUAAAUACGAACGUAAAGCUGAACAAUCCAUGAAAAAAAAGUACCGACUCACAAUCCUCGUCUACAUUCUCUGACGAAACGGCAGUCUACAUCUGCCUGCGGACAGCGUAGGUUUUUUCGUCGUUUCCCGCUUAGCGGGGAAGUGUGAAAAGGAAAGGCUCAAUUCUGGGCGCCAUCGGGACCACUCUGGGAGCACAGAGCUAGAGCAUAAAGCACAGAGCAAACGCUAACGUUGCCGUCGAAAGCUUCGUAAAAUGCUCUUCUGUAUCAAGUAGUGCGUCGUGGUUCUGUUAACCUUUCUUCCUUUUUACUUAAUCCCACUGUGAGCUAGUAUUUUCUUGACCGUCACUCCGUAAAGCAGCGCAUUUCCCAUGUAUAGCCUCGUCUUGUACCUUUUACAAUGCGUUCGUUGUUGAAAUGCAGACUCAUCGUAACGUAGCAUAUCUGAGCGCCUCGUCCCCGCUCCUUUGCCAGACGAACUUAUUCAGGCUUGCAAAGCAUUCGUGCAACUAUUCGGCCCAAUCGCUUCGCAUGUACGUCGUCCGACCCUCCCUGCCGAUAGCUCAACCACAGACUCCCAGUACUUACUGUGUGGCAUGCAUUUUCGUCGCGUACUACUGCAAACAACCGAUCCCCGAGCGAUAGAGAGGGUCUUCACGAAAACAUUAUACUCGUCGUAAAACUCUAUUCUCCCCCCCCCCCCCCCCCAUUAAAAAAAAAUUCAGCUUUCCUAUUUAGCUUCUACACCAAGGUAUGAUUCGUUCCUUUGUCAUCUUGGAACCUCUUGGCGCUAAGCACUUAGUUUCGGCGAGAUGAGACGCCGAAGCACCUAAAGAAAAGUGAUUACUAUUUUACGAUUGACGGUUAAGCGACGCGUGGAACUUUGCGGUCGCGCCUUCACGAUGGCGAGUCUCGGAAAAACUGACGAUUCCGGAAGAGUCUCUUCUCAAAUCGCUUCCGCGUCGCUGCGCUAUGCGAUGCGUGCGUUACCACGAUUAACCGACUUGCAGCCGAUCGACGCCGCCUUAAUAAGACGUUGACGCGCUUGAAACUCGUAUCGUUCGUGUUUUUCUCGGCUUCGGUAUAAGUAGUUCACUGAAGAUUCCCUUUAAGUGCGCACUUUCCAAACUUCGCCUCAGAUUUUCCUUUAGUUGCGUAUCGAAAUACCUUCGAUAAUCGAGCCCUUCCAACGUGUACCGCAUCGCUGUAGUUUAACCUGUUUGUCUUUCGGUGUGUCUUUUUAGGGUGCUUGUAGCGCAUGCUGGAAUGUUUGCGCGAGAAAACACCGCCAACAACAAAAAAAAGGUCAGGGUUUCUGUAUCGCUUAGUCAUUUUCUCUCGAUGCUGCGAGAAUGGUGCUAAAGAUGACGAGGGCUGUUUUGCUUGGCGUGUGUACAGAUAACGUCCUUAUGUUUCCGUCAAUAUCGGUUAAUAUCAGCGUGAAAUAGGUGCGAUUCUAUUCUCAGAAGCUGCUAAAAUACAAAUUUAGGGCAUAAGCCGCGUUAGGCGCGUGUUAUAGUGCACUGUUUUUUUUUUUCGUCUUGUUCGAAGCUAUUUAGCAUUGUUGGGCGUUUCUGUGUGUCGACCGUAGCAGACUUCGACUUCUCAGCGUGCGCAGGCCAAAGCAGGUGGCAUUCGCAGUCAUAACGCAGGCUGCUAACGCUAUAGACAAGGGUCUGAAAUAAGAAUAAACGCUCUCGUACUGCAAUCCGGCUCCAGUAUGUCACACCGCACGCUUGGGAAAAUACUGCUAUGGUGAGUCGAUCGGUUGGUUUCGAGUUUUUUUGUGGUGGUAUGGCCUUUUGCAGCUACACUGUCGACACUAUCAACGGCAACCAGUUUGCCUCUGCGAACAUCUGCUACAAUUCGUGCUCUUAAGGAACGUUGUUAGACUCGAGCAAUGAAAACUAAAACGUCAAACGUGCGCUUUAACGUGUCCGGUUUUGCUGAAGCUGCUUGUGUUUUUUUCUUUACUUUAUUGCCAGCCGCCGUGAGCAUGAUUCAAGCAGGUGAUGAGGUGGCGACGCUGAGGUGUUUCAUUUUUGCUUCUUUUUUUUUGGCUGGACUGACGAACGAAAUGCCGGGUACGAAAACAGCGACAAACGACCGAUGUUAGCAGCUUGUAGAAUGUCGGUGAUAGAUUUCUGUGCUCUCUGUAAACGUCGCUAGUUGGCCGCUCGUAGUUUCGUUCUGCUUUGCUCUGUGCUACAUGUUGAGCAACCACCGUAUCACAAGGACUUAAUUUCUAGUCUGACAUCUGGCAUAGAUUAUCCUUUACCGCGUAUUUAGGGUUUGUUUCGAUUCUGCUUGAAGAACGUGUUGCGGAAACAAAGUUAUCUUAAGCUUAGAUCACUUCUAUGUUCAUAUCAUCUAGGGCUAGUUUGUGGUUGCCAGAACGCGGUAAAAGUCACCAUAGAAGUGAGCUAUCUUAGCUGAACGAUACUGACGUGGGGAUGACGGAUCGAGUGCGAUUAAGAGAUGACGUCCUGUACAGACCCGGUGCAUCAUUAGAUGGAAUCGGUAAUCGUUUUUCUUCAUUGAGCAUAGAGUACUAAAAAAAUUAAACGUGUGUAAAAUUCUUGUAACAAUAGGAAAUUUUUUUGUACGAAACACGAGGCGAAUAUAGAAUAUGAAAUUAGUGAACUGCUAUACGCCCUGUGUUGCAUUAUUUGCUUUUUUUCCAUAGCGUAAGUGUUCAAAUAAAAAAAAAAAUGUCGCGUUGCUUAUGCUGGCCACGGACGCCACUAUUUCUCUCGCACUUUUAUAAUGGCCAAAGCGCGGCAAAGGUGUCUGUUAGGCGUUCUACCGAAUUAAAUCAAUGUCGGUACACCGUCCACUGGCAUUGAUCAAACAGGCACUGGGUAAAUAUCUGCACCGCUAUCCUAACUGAGCAUCCCAACUUGAUAUGUCCAAGAAUUGUCUGUCGAGUGCCGUUUGUAAUUAGAAUUCUGUAGACACUUUUAAGGCCACCUUUUAUUAAGUGCCGUGCUUGUGUUCUCUGUUAACGUUUCUGUAUUCAGUGCUCCUUGCUCUUGCAACGCCACUACGUUUGCAGUGUAGUGCUGAGACGAUGGGAAUUUGUCCUGUUGAAGUUAUCUACGUCUUAAACGUCCUAGUCAUUAUUUAUUUAUUUAUUUAUUUAUUUAUUUAUUUAUUUAUUUAUUUAUUUAUUUAUUUACACCUUCACAAUAAAUCAAGAAUGCUAAAGGAUAGCAUAAUCAGGCAGCUCUUUACUAUACGUACUAUAACUAUGUGCCAGCAUGGAAUUCCAUAGGUUUUCCGAUCGAUUCCUUCACACACGGUGAGAAGAGGCAUUGGCUAUCGAUGAUACAAGUUCACCCUUAUCGGAUGAUGGUAGUCUUACAUGUAGCAAUUCCUCUCUUCUCAUUUAAGGCAAUGCGUCAGCUUUUUUUUUUUUUUUCAAAGCUUACCUUCCGGGGCUGCGUCGCCUUUCGAUUGUUCAUUCUAGCUAAUGCAAAAUUGCCACAAAUAGUUUAGGUGAAUGCGUGAUGGCUUGAGGAAGGGAGGCAGGGCUCCAUUGGUUAAUGGUCUGUGAAGUUGGAGUGUCUGCGACAUGGAUGAAGCUUUUGCGUAUAGUCUUGAGUUUCGGCCUCCUCGCUUUGUUUUUUCUUUAUAUUAAUAGCUUCUUAAUGGCUCUGUCAGUUUGCAGCAUCUGAGCGCACUCACAGUUCUCGCUUAAUUUUGCCUUCUCGCACGCGUCUGCUUCGUGUGCUCACAAUUUUUCUUUUUCUGUGUUUGAAAAGAUGCAUAAACUUUUCGACAAAGAAGUUCCUAGGAGCGAGAAGUGCAUGGAGUGCUUCGAGGUGAUUUUACGGAUGCCUCCAUCGCCGCGUACAAUUCGUAAUUUGCUGUGUACGAGUCUUUGGCUGCACAUUCUUCGGGGUCGUGUUCCUUGUGCAUUCUAUACCGUACAUUCGCGGCUCUCGUUUAGGUUCGCGUCACGCAGCCUGACGACUGAAAACGCUUUGCCAUUCGUUUCUGUGGGAAUUUCGCUGGUCCAUCUUUGUGGAUUUUUCGUUUUCGUUUUGGAAAAAAAAAACUUACGCUAAAGUAGAAUACAGUGCGCGAGAGUCUAAUUUGCAUCCAGCUGAUGUUUAAUGACCUCUCUCACGCUCUGUCUCUUAGCUGUUCUCAUUCUGCUGCUCUUGGCUCUGCAGAUGAGGCCUUCGUCCUGUUCAUCUCGUCCGUGCUCAGUGCAUACCUAUGGCGGCGAGGCCGCCUGGAUUUUCGCUGUUACGUAGUGCUCGUCUCCUAAUGAUCGCGCCGGUAUAAUUAACGCCGCCCGUCGGUGCUGUCCUACUCCCGCAAUUGGCGGAUCGCUCGAGCGGAGUUACACGCCGACUCUAUCAGUAUAUAGCGUGGCAACCGGCGCAGCUGCAGAACGACAAGACCCCGUCUCUCUCUUUACGCAAACGAGUUUUCUGCGUGCCUGGCUCAUUUCGGUCGUAUAGCUUCAAGAUUCACGCUGCCUUUGCAGUCGAAUGAAAAUGUCACUUCGUUCAUCGAGUAUAAAAGGAAAAAAAAUAAAGUCAACUUCUGGCUCGAACGAGGGGGGCGCGGUACAUCCAUUGUUGGGCUCGGUUUAUUGAAAUGUCUGGAAACUUUCUGAGGCCCGAGGGCCUUUUUGUCCGCUCGGUAGGUUUGAAACGAUGACCAUUGUGAGCAAAUGAGCACUGCCUUUUCUUUCCUUCUUUUCAUUCUUCCUUCGCUUUUGUCUCUUCCUCGAUUUUUUAAAAUUUUUUUUUACGCUCACGGAGGCACGAGGGACAUGAAGAGAAUGGCACCGUCAUUAAAAUUGAGACUACUUUUCUUGCGUGUGUAUGUGAUGGUCGUGUUUUGGAAUGAGGGAGUCGAACGUCGUUGGCACAAAGCGCCACCCGCGCCUAAACCGCGCUCUCGUUUUGCCUACUUGCAAGCUUGUCUUUCGUUGUUUUCUUCUUUGCACAUCCAUCGGUGUAGUGUGGGUUUUGCUCUGAAAGAUCUACGCGGCUCCGCCUUUCAGCAGAGGGGGGGGGGGGGGGGGGGGGGGCACUGCUGUGCCUGAUUGGCCGUGAAAUGUUCCAAGGCGGCGCAAAAAAAAAAAGAAAAAGCCGUAAGGUCGCCUUUGUCUCAGAGUGCAGUUAAUCUCAUUUUUCGGGCAUGAAUACUUGCUUCGGUUAGACUUAAAGUCGGUCUUAUUGGUUAGACAAAAAACAAGGAAUUGGAGAAGUCAUUCACAGCUUUACACAUCACGGCACGCGAUGUGUUUUACUGAAUAUUUUCCAUGAAGUUUCUUUCUUUUUAAACGUACGCGUCAAUGCUGUUACACGCAAGUGAUUAGCAGUUCGUGAAAGUAAUUAGAUUAUUGUGGCGUCCGUGCAUUAUCCAGAUUGGACAUUUUUUUUUAUGCCACGUGAUGUACGAUGGCAGAGGAAUAGCGUAUUAGUGUGUCGUUCCGUCUGUGUGACUUUGGUACUAUGGUACUAUGGGGGAAAUAAGGUUAGUAACUUGAAUUUUCUUGUGUUCCUGUAUUUUUCGGUUUAUAAGUUUGCACGGCGCUUAAAUGUCACGCAAAAGAAAGAAAAAAAACACAGGGUGUUUCCUAAUUGUGAUUUCUAUGAGACUGUGUUAGCGUAGGCGCCAAGACGUAUUCAACGCGAUAUUUGCCCUGCUCCGUUCUGUGUGUAACUCGAGUUUGUUUCGUUGGGCCUGUAUUUUCUGCAGCGCGAGAAAUAUUAUAUGCAGAAAGAAAAAUCACGCACUUGGGUUGAUAUGUGUGUCCGGACAUAUUAUAGGUACGUUUGCUGAGUUUGCUAAGGCAAGAAAAAAAAUGCUUCUCUUGUGUGUGUCUACGUUGUCAUGCAUAUGUUCAAACUGUUACAUUCAGAAGUAUGUCAUUUGCCGUUUCUUUCUUUGAUUCAGCGGUCCUUCCGCUCCUUUUAUCCUGUACAUAUGUUAAUAUAUGUAACGCUGGUUUAGUGCUAAUUCUUUAGCUUUAGUGUAGGGCGAAAGUACAUCGUAUCGCCUGCAUGUAGCUGGGUUGAGACAGACCGAGUUGUACCUAGCGAGCCCUUUCUAUCGUUGCAAAGGCUGAAACUGGGGUUGUUUGCUGAAGCGAGCUGAGAGUAAACAGGCACUGACGUAUGCUGCAGCAGAGCGCAUAGCAAUUCCAGCAGACGCUAUCAUUGUGAUAUCGUUGCAUCUAGGCACAUCUAAUGACGUAGGUCUUUCUAAACACCUUUGUUUAGCCCUGUCGCUGCACGUUUGUGAUGGACAUUACGACGGCACGGAGUGUUUGUUCUCAAAUGGAGUGCUGUUCUGAAGCUUGCGCGAGUGUGAAGUGAUAUUUGUUAUGACGACGCAUGCCUAUAAUAAUCGUGGUUAUCCUAUUCUAAGAUUGGUCUUUUUUAUAUUUAAAAAAAAUGUUUAUUCGAAGAAUUUUUUGAAAGUGUAUUAAUGUUUUGUUUUCCUGUUACUGUUUUGGAGACAAAUGUUGACUAAUCGUUGGACCGUUCCAGUUUUCACUUUCUAACGGAAACACAGGCAAUACAAAGAGACCGAACAAGGACGGAGAGAAAAUACAGGGUUAUUUCAACUGCACUGUAUUUUCUUGUUGGUAUUACAGCUAUGAGUUUGUUUGUCUUUUGUGGAACAAGAAGAAACAAACAGGAAGUGUUUGUGCAUGGCGGUCGCUUUGUGUUUGUUUGUUCCUGUUGAAACACACACACACACAUAUAUGUAUUGGCCUACGCACUCGUGUUUGUGACCAGACCCAUGCUUAUAGGAAAGUGCGCUGCUAAGCAGUUCCUUGCCCUCAGAUUUUCAGCCCAUGUACAUUGCUCUUAUGAACCGCAUGAAAUACAGGAAAUACUUUUCCACGGCAAA
Molecule: messenger RNA, 11218 nt
Organism: Rhipicephalus sanguineus (brown dog tick)
Lineage: Eukaryota; Metazoa; Arthropoda; Arachnida; Ixodida; Ixodidae
Product: frequenin-1
Exons: 8
Coding region: 446-1012 (188 amino acids)
Molecular function (GO): calcium sensitive guanylate cyclase activator activity; calcium ion binding
Source: RefSeq, a predicted model, not a curated record